AUGAGUGGAUUAAAGAACUUGCUAUUUAGCAAAAAGACUAGAAAGAUAUUACUUGGGUCUGCUAUAGCUACAGGUUGUAUCUAUCAAUAUAAUAGUAGUAGUAGUGUUGGUUCCAUCAAUCAGAUUAAUAAUAAUAGUAAUAAUAAUAAUAAUAAUAAUGAAACAAAUCAAAAGAAAGAAAAGAUGGGAAUAUUGGGAAACAUAUUAUUCAACAUUAGAAAUACCAAAGCAAAUAAUGUAUUACUUUGUGAAGUAAAGUCUCAACCUGAUUUGAUGAACCCUUCAUCGUCAGAGGAGGAGGAAAGAGAACAAACACCUCUUUGGAAACAAGAUAGUUAUGUACCCGGUGCAUCGACAACACUCAAUGCAGAGGAACAGAGGGAUAUAGCAUCGAGAGAGGUGGUCUCUUGGAUGUCACAACAAUUGAUCCCAGGUGUAAGUGUGUGUGCCAUGGUGCGGGGAGAUACGGUCUUUAAGGCUGGGUUUGGAUAUGCUGAUGUCGAGAAUGCUAUUCCCGUGACACCAGACACCAAGAUGAGGAUUGCUAGCAUCUCCAAGGCGUUGACGUCGGCAGCUGUCGGGUUGCUGAUCGAAGACGGCAAGUUGGACGUCGACGCGACGGUGCAGACGUACGUGCCCGAGUUUCCAAUCAAUCCUGCGUAUCCAGAGACCGCACCUACUGUGCGACAGGUCGCGUCGCAUAUUGGCGGUAUUCGUCACUACCGUCGCGGUGCGACAACCGAGAUAUUCAGUGUACAACAAUACGUGUCGGACGCGGUACGGGAUAACCCGGACAAGCUGCCACCUCCACUCGCCAUCUUUGUGUCUGAUCCGUGGAUUGAUGCCGACAAGAGUGCACCUGGACAAACGUACAAUUAUAGUACAUUUGGAUACACACUGAUCGGCACGAUCAUAGAGCGUGCUGCCAAGACUGACUUUAUCAGUUUUAUGAAGAACCGUGUCUUUCAACGAUGUGGAAUGUACGACACGUACGCCGACCAACACAACACGAUCAUUUCAAACAGGUCACGUCAAUACGCACUGACCGGUGGCAAAAACACAAACAACCGAUACUCUUCCACUGGUGUCUCUGUCAACCCUCAAUUGGUCAAUGCAGAGUUGGCCAACAAUUCAUACAAGUAUGCAGGUGGUGGUAUCCUCUCUACAUCUCAAGAUAUAUGUCGAUUCGGUACCUACAUUAUAAGUGGACAACUUUUAAAACGUAGCACACUCGAUAUUAUCUUUCACACACAACAAACAAAUAACGGUAAACCAACAGACUAUGCAAUUGGAUGGUCUGUUAAACCCAACCAUCAAAUUAAAAAUAGACAGAUUGUAGGUGAUAUCAAUCCAAUUGACAAUACUUCUACUCGUCGAGUAACAGAUACAUUGGACAACAAAAUAAUCUAUCAUACUGGGGCAGCAGUAGGAGGAUCAUCAAUCAUUGUAGUCGUUCCAAAAUAUGGAGUAGUUGUAUGUGUAUUGGCCAAUUUAGAAGGUGUUAAAGGUAUUAUAGAAUUUGGAACUAAAUUGGCAAAUAUCUUUGUUCCAAAAGGUGAUCAACAACAACAACAAAAGAUUACAGAAAUUUAA
Cavenderia fasciculata is the source of this 1593-nucleotide messenger RNA. RefSeq names its product beta-lactamase family protein. The transcript has a single exon. The coding region runs from base 1 to 1593 and encodes 530 amino acids. NCBI's taxonomy places the organism in Eukaryota, Evosea, Eumycetozoa, Acytosteliales, Cavenderiaceae. The record is from RefSeq and is a predicted model, not a curated record.